Molecule: messenger RNA, 3450 nt
Organism: Mugil cephalus (flathead mullet)
Lineage: Eukaryota; Metazoa; Chordata; Actinopteri; Mugiliformes; Mugilidae
Gene: mtrex
Product: Mtr4 exosome RNA helicase
Exons: 27
Coding region: 52-3165 (1037 amino acids)
Biological process (GO): RNA catabolic process; maturation of 5.8S rRNA
Cellular component (GO): nucleus
Molecular function (GO): RNA binding; RNA helicase activity; ATP binding
Source: RefSeq, a predicted model, not a curated record
AUUACCGGAACAGCCUCGUGUUGCAUUGUGGGAAGUUUGCCCCUAACAAACAUGGCGGACGCCUUUGGAGACGGCUUGUUCAGCGUGUUUGACGAUGAACAACAAACUUCCACAAGCAAAAAGACACCAACGAGCGUGCCCACGGAAACGGGGAAAGCUGUAGGUAAAAAUGACUCUGACAAAGAUGCUGGUCCAUCCCCGCGGGUCAAGAGGGAGGCAGACAGUGACGGAGGAGAGGAGGUGGUGUUUGGAAAGAAACCUCGAAUUGAGGCGGUCUCCGCUAACGACCUAAACCUUGCAGAAUUUAUGCCUCAAGUGAAGGUGGAGCAAGUUGAAACUGUUGAAGGAUGCUCACACGAGGUGGCCCUGCCUGCUAAUGAAGAGUAUAAACCACUAAAAUCACGAGUGGGGAAAGCAGCCAAGGAGUAUCCUUUUGUUCUCGAUCCCUUCCAGCGUGAAGCCAUCUUAUGCAUUGACAACAACCAGUCUGUGCUUGUGUCUGCUCACACGUCUGCUGGCAAGACUGUUUGCGCUGAAUAUGCCAUUGCACUGGCUCUCAGAGAGAAGCAGAGAGUGAUCUUCACCAGCCCCAUCAAGGCCCUCUCCAACCAGAAGUACAGAGAAAUGUACGAAGAGUUCCAGGAUGUGGGACUGAUGACCGGUGACGUCACCAUCAACCCCACUGCUUCUUGUCUCGUCAUGACAACAGAGAUCCUGAGGAGCAUGCUCUACCGGGGCUCUGAGAUCAUGAGGGAAGUGGCGUGGGUCAUCUUUGACGAGAUCCACUACAUGAGAGACGCAGAGCGUGGUGUGGUGUGGGAGGAAACCAUCAUCCUUCUUCCUGACAAUGUGCAUUACGUCUUCCUGUCGGCCACCAUCCCCAACGCCAAACAGUUUGCAGAGUGGAUUUGCCACUUACAUAAACAACCAUGCCAUGUCGUCUACACAGACUACCGCCCCACUCCGCUGCAACACUACAUCUUUCCAGCAGGGGGCGACGGACUCCACCUGGUGGUUGAUGAGAACGGAGAUUUCAGAGAAGACAAUUUCAACACAGCUAUGCAGGUGCUGAGAGACGCUGGGGAUUCUGGGAACAGCGGUGGAGGUGGCAAGUGGGACCCAAGAGGACGGAAAGGAGGCACUAAAGGUCCGUCCAGCGUGUUCAAAAUAGUGAAGAUGAUCAUGGAGAGGAACUUCCAGCCUGUCAUCAUAUUCAGCUUCAGCAAGAAGGAGUGCGAGGCCUACGCUUUGCAGGUGGCCAAGCUGGACUUUAACAAAGAUGAGGAGAAACGUCUGGUGGAAGAAGUGUUCAACAAUGCAGUGGACUGUCUCUCUGAUGAAGACAAGAAACUGCCUCAGGUGGAACAUGUGCUGCCGCUGUUGAAGAGGGGGAUCGGGAUCCAUCAUGGAGGCCUGCUGCCCAUCCUGAAGGAGACCAUAGAGAUCCUUUUCUCUGAAGGUCUUCUCAAGGCUCUGUUUGCCACAGAGACGUUCGCCAUGGGCAUCAACAUGCCGGCUCGGACCGUGCUCUUCACCAGCGCACGCAAAUUCGAUGGCAAGAAUCACCGCUUUAUUACAUCAGGUGAGUACAUCCAGAUGUCUGGGCGCGCUGGGAGGAGAGGAAUGGACGACAGGGGGAUCGUUAUUUUCAUGGUGGACGAGAAGAUGAGUCCAGCUGUGGGCAAACAGCUACUAAAGGGCUCAGCAGACCCUUUGAACAGCGCCUUCCAUCUGACCUACAACAUGGUGCUCAACCUGCUGCGAGUGGAGGAGAUCAACCCAGAAUACAUGCUGGAGAAGUCUUUCUACCAGUUCCAGCACUACAGAGCUCUGCCUGGUGUAGUGGAGAAAAUCAAGAAGUUGGAGGAGCAGUACCACACCAUUGAGAUCCCCAAUGAAGAGAGCGUGGUCACUUACUUUAAAAUCAGACAGCAGCUGGCCAAGCUGGCUAAAGAGAUCCAAGAGUUCAUCCACAAACCCAAGUACUGCUUACCCUUCCUGCAGCCUGGACGACUUGUCAAGGUAAAAAACGAAGACGCUGACUUCGGCUGGGGAGUCGUUGUAAACUUUUGCAAGAAGACCAACCAAAAAACCAGCACAGACUCAGAGCCAUUGUACGUGGUGGAGGUUUUGGUCCAUUGCAGCAAGGACAGUGUCAAAGACGCUGCCACUGAGGCGGCUAAACCUGCAGCUCCGGGGGAGACUGGGGAGAUGCAGGUGGUUCCAGUGAUGCUCCAUCUCCUCACUUCCAUCAGCUCAGUUCGUCUUUACAUCCCCAAAGACCUGAGGCCCUUUGACAACAGACAGUUGAUGCUUAAAUCUAUACAGGAGGUGCAGAAACGUUUCCCUGAUGGCGUUCCUCUGCUCGACCCCAUAGACGACAUGGGCAUCAAAGACCCCGCUCUGAAGAAGGUCAUUCAGAAGGUGGAGGCCUUCGAGCACCGCAUGUACUCCCACCCUCUGCACAGCGACCCCAACUUAGAAUCGGUCUAUUCUCUCUGUGAGAGGAAAGCUCUGCUCGCAGCAGACGUUCGAACGGCCAAACGAGAGCUGAAGAAAGCUCGGACCGUCCUGCAGAUGGACAAGCUGAAAUGCAGGAAGAGAGUCCUGAGAAGACUCGGCUUCGCCAGUCCCUCAGAUGUCAUCGAGAUGAAGGGGAGGGUCGCUUGUGAAAUCAGCAGCGCUGACGAGCUGCUGCUGACGGAGAUGAUCUUCAACGGCCUCUUCAACGACCUGACGGCGGAGCAAGCCACCGCCCUGCUGUCCUGCUUUGUCUUCCAGGAAAACGCCAGCGAGAUGCCAAAACUGACUGAACAACUGGCCGCCCCGCUGAGACAAAUGCAGGAGUGUGCGAAGCGCAUCGCCAAAGUGUCGGCGGACGCCAAGCUGGAGGUGGACGAGGAGACGUACCUGGGCCAGUUCAAACCGCACCUGAUGGACGUGGUCUUCGCUUGGGCUAACGGGGCCACGUUUGCUCAGAUCUGCAAGAUGACCGACGUCUUUGAAGGGAGCAUCAUCCGCUGCAUGCGCCGUCUGGAGGAGGUUCUACGUCAGAUGUGCUCAGCAGCCAAAGCCAUUGGCAACACUGAGCUGGAGAACAAGUUUGCUGAAGGAAUAACAAAGAUCAAGAGAGACAUCGUGUUUGCGGCCAGUCUUUACUUGUAGUGACUCCACAUCGUUCUCUUCCUUCACAGCGAAGUUGAAUCCACUGUCGACUUCACAGUAAAUUCAUCCAGAACACGUAGAACAUGUCAUUCUUCUUAUUUAGUUUGAUUAUGUGAGUCAGUCAUUCUUUUAAUUGUGACGCCAUUAUCAAACUCCUCUCACGUGUUCACGAGUAAAAUGGCUUUAUUUUUCCUUAUUUUAGACAUUUGUACAUAUUUGUUACAUUGUUGUUUUCAAUAAAAGUCUGUAUGGUGAUUAGUUUACAUACAGAUUAUACAAAAAGAA